Messenger RNA from Acyrthosiphon pisum (pea aphid), 2693 nucleotides. RefSeq names its product neprilysin-2. Gene Ontology annotation, biological process: protein processing. Gene Ontology annotation, molecular function: metalloendopeptidase activity. The record is from RefSeq and is a predicted model, not a curated record. The transcript has 11 exons. Gene Ontology annotation, cellular component: plasma membrane. The coding region runs from base 178 to 2370 and encodes 730 amino acids. NCBI's taxonomy places the organism in Eukaryota, Metazoa, Arthropoda, Insecta, Hemiptera, Aphididae.
AGCCAUAUUUUCUAUUGAGUAUCAUUUACCUUCAACAUUUUAGGUGUAAACGCGCGGCCGUGCAGUCUCUUGGGUCGUCAUUCACGCCACGACAUUCGUCGAACAACGUAUAAUAUACUAUAUCAAGGCUUGAAGCCCGACAACUUGGAACGGAAUCAGGUAAUCGUCACCGGCAGAAUGCUAUCAUCGUUCGUGGCCCUAGCUUUGUCCAUGAUCUACUUGAACCACAGCUGUAACGCAAAGAAUCUUCCGUCGAUAUCACCUGAAAUGAAUGGUUUGGUUGCUAAUUCAUGGAGGCCGCUCCAGAAUAGUGAAUACGAAAAAGAUGACCUUUUAUGCCUCUCAACCGGUUGUGUGAAAGCUGCGGCUUCCAUUAUCAACAACAUGGAUCAAUCAGUAGAUCCAUGUGAUGAUUUUUAUCAGUUUGCGUGUGGUAAUUUUAUAAAAAACACAAUUCUCAAUGACGACGAACUAUCACGAGACUUAUCAUCAGUGAUUAAUGACGCGCUUUAUAAUCAGAAGCGAAUGAUCCUCACCGAACCCAUUCAACCAGAUGAACUGAGACCGUUCAAGAUGAUGAAAUUACAGUUUAAAUCGUGCAUGGACCAAGGAAAAAUUGAAAAGAUAGGCUUGGGACCAAUGAAGGAAAUUUUGAAAAGCCUCGGCGGAUGGCCAUUACUGGAAGCUGAGAAUUGGAACGAAUCGAAGUUCGAGUGGAUGGACAGCAUGUACAGUUUUAAAGAAAUGGGCCAGAAGAUGGAUUACUUAUUAAUAUUAACGACCACAAAACUUUUAAAAAACUCUACGAAAACAGCUAUUUUUCUGCAACAACCGUCCUUCGGACUUCAACGCCAGUACCUGGUCCAGGGCACAGACUUCCUAGUUGUGAAAUUGUACUACCAGUACAUGGUGGACAUCGCAGUGCUGUUUGGAGCUGACCGGAAGAGGGCCACCGAGGAGCUGAGGGAGUCAUUAGACUUUGAGAUAGAAUUGGCCAAGAUAUCGAUCCCACAGGAAGAAGAAACUAACUACAUGUUGUACAAACCGAUGAAUAUCGCCGAUCUACAACAAAAGUUUCCGAGCAUACCAUGGCAAGAGUUUCUUAACAAACUGUUGAACCAAUUCAUACGUCAGGAUGACAUUAUAGUGGUGUCUUCGCCGAAAUACUUUUCGGGCUUGGAAGCACUACUCAAAAAAACGCCCAAAAGGGUCCAAGCAAAUUACAUGAUGCAAAGAUCUGUUGAUGAUGCCGUAAAAUACCUGACUAGAGAACUGAGACAGAUAAAGUAUACGUAUAGGAAACUUGUUUUCGAUAAUAAAGAAGUCUCUCGAUGGAUGGAAUGCGUGGAUAUCAGUUUUGAUUUAUUUAAAAUUGCCUUAGGAUCGAUGUAUGUUCGACGGGUUUCCAAUGAAAACACUAAAAAUAAUACUUUAGAAAUAGCGAACGAUAUAAAAAAGGAAUUGUACAAAAUGCUAUUAUCAAAUGAGUGGAUGGACGAUGAAACAAGGGAAAAAGCGAUGGACAAAGCAAAAGCAAUGACACAUAUCAUUGCAUACCCUGAUGAGCUGUUGGAUGAUAGCAAGUUGAAUGCGUAUUAUGAAAAUUUGGACGUCAACGACCAAGACUUUUAUACAUCAAUAUUGAAUUUGACUAAAUUUAACACUGACAAUGAGUUUUUGAAAUUAAGGAAACCUGUUAAUAAACCAGAUUGGGUUACUUAUGGUGAAUUGGUAACAAUAGUAAAUGCGUUUUAUAAUCUUCAGGAUAACAAUUUCAUGUUUACUGCUGCUUUCUUGCAAGGGGUGCCCAUCUCCAACGAUCUUCCUCGAUACAUAACUUACAGUACCGUUGGUUCUAUAAUUGGUCACGAGAUCACUCAUGGUUUUGAUAACAAAGGCAGAAUGUUUGAUAAGCAUGGCAACUUUGCAAAUUGGUGGGUGGAGGAGACAAAUAAACGCUUUUUGGAAAAGGAAAAGUGUUUCAUCAAACAGUAUGGAAAUUACACCAUUAAUGAAGACGGCCUCAAGUUUAACAGCAAUCUAACGCUGCCCGACGAUAUAGCAGACAUGGGAGGCUUAAAUCUGGCGUAUAAAGCGUACAGAGAGUGGGUCAAAGUACAUGGCGUCGAAACGCGACUGCCCGGGCUCCAAGAGUACACGCCUCAGCAGAUAUUUUGGUUGAGCCAUGCCAAUUUCUGGUGCUCCAAGGAUAGUAAGAGAUAUAUAGAAAUUACUAGCAAAUCCGGGGAGCAUUCACCCUCCCGUUUCCGGAUAAUCGGCUCGUUUUCCAAUAUAAAAGACUUCAGCGACGACUUCAUGUGUCCUCUAGGCUCCAACAUGAACCCGGCCAAUAAGUGCCAGUUGUGGUGAGACCACUAUCUGGUCAGGAAUAUAAUAUUAUUAUUAUUAUUAUUAUUAUUUUUUUAAUUACAUUGUAUGAGUGUACAACUAGUAACAACUAACAAAGCAUGAUCAUAAUAUAACUUGCACCUAAAUUAUUUUAUAUAUAUAUGAUUUUUAUUAUCCGACAAAACAAUUUAAAAUUAAGACAUUUUAUGUUUUUUUUUUUUUUAUAUUUACGUCUAUCAAAUUAUACUAAGUAUACUAAGUAAAUGGGUGGAGGAAAAUUUUUUUUUAACUUUGAUUUUGUUACCUAUGCAUUUUAUUAUAAUAAAUAUUUUAAACACUUUUCA